Messenger RNA from Miniopterus natalensis, 2708 nucleotides. It is a transcript of the gene TAF6L, whose product is annotated as TATA-box binding protein associated factor 6 like. Gene Ontology annotation, biological process: RNA polymerase II preinitiation complex assembly; transcription initiation at RNA polymerase II promoter. The record is from RefSeq and is a predicted model, not a curated record. NCBI's taxonomy places the organism in Eukaryota, Metazoa, Chordata, Mammalia, Chiroptera, Miniopteridae. Gene Ontology annotation, molecular function: RNA polymerase II general transcription initiation factor activity; transcription coactivator activity; protein heterodimerization activity. Gene Ontology annotation, cellular component: SAGA complex; transcription factor TFIID complex; SLIK (SAGA-like) complex.
ACAGGUGGGGAAACCAACUUGACCGUCCAUUGGUGGGCUUCCAACGCCAGGUCUUGGCGCUGGGAAUCCAGGCCUUGUUUCCCACACAGCCGGCCACUCCUGAUGAUUGGGAGCAAGAGUUUAAGUCCGCGCUCCGUACGCGGUGCUCGCUGGGUGAUCUUGGACAAGUCAUUUAACAUUUACCUCUCUGAGCUGAGCUUUGAUUUCCUGGGCUGUGGCAUAGACACGAUACUUACAUAAUACCCAUCUCAUUGUUAACGGGGGUAAAUGAGGCAUAAGCCUAUAAACACUUAGCUCAGUGCCUCAGGCAUGGCAUGUGCUUAGAAGAAUAGCUAUUCUUUAUUCACUUUUUCAGCGAGUGUUUAUUGAGGGCGUAUUAUGUGCUGACACCGUGCUCGACGCUGGGGAUGCAAAGCUCUACCGGGGCCAUGUCAGAACGAGAAGAGCGGCGGUUUGUGGAGAUCCCUCGGGAGUCAGUCCGACUUAUGGCAGAGAGCACGGGCCUGGAGCUGAGCGAUGAGGUGGCGGCCCUGCUCGCAGAGGAUGUGUGCUACCGUCUCAGAGAGGCCACCCAGAAUAGCUCUCAGUUCAUGAAACACACCAAAAGGCGGAAGCUGACUGUGGAAGAUUUCAACAGGGCCCUCAGAUGGAGCAGCGUGGAGGCUGUGUGUGGUUAUGGAUCCCAGGAGGUGCUGCCUCUGCGCCCCGCCAGGGAGGGUGAGCUCUACUUUCCUGAAGACCGAGAGGUGAACCUGGUGGAGCUGGCCCUGGCCACCAACAUCCCCAAAGGCUGUCCCGAGACGGCUGUGAGAGUUCAUGUCUCCUACCUAGAUGGCAAAGGGAACCUGGCACCUCAAGGAUCGGUGCCCAGCGCUGUGUCUUCACUGACCGAUGACCUUCUCAAGUACUACCAGCAAGUGACUCGGGCUGUACUGGGGGACGAUCCACAGCUGAUGAAGAUUGCUCUCCAGGACCUGCAGACCAACUCCAAGAUCGCAGCACUCCUGCCUUACUUUGUUUAUGUGGUCAGUGGGGUGAAAUCUGUAAGCCAUGAUUUGGAGCAGCUGCAUCGGCUCUUGCAAGUGGCACGGAGCCUGGUUCGGAACCCACAUCUCUGCCUGGGGCCCUAUGUCCGCUCUCUGGUGGGCAGUGUCCUCUACUGCGUCCUGGAGCCCCUGGCUGCCUCCAUCAACCCCCUGAAUGACCACUGGACUCUGCGGGAUGGUGCUGCCCUCCUUCUCAGCCACAUCUUUUGGACUCAUGGGGACCUUGUAAGUGGCCUCUACCAGCAGAUCCUGCUCUCGCUUCAGAAGGUCUUGGCAGACCCUGUGCGGCCUCUCUGCUCUCACUAUGGGGCUGUGGUGGGGCUUCAUGCCCUUGGCUGGAAGGCAGUAGAACGAGUCCUGUACCCACACCUGUCCACCUACUGGACAAAUCUGCAAGCUGUGCUGGAUGACUACUCAGUAUCUAAUGCCCAGGUUAAGGCGGACGGGCACAAAGUCUAUGGAGCCAUUCUGGUGGCUGUGGAGCGGCUGCUGAAGAUGAAGGCCCAGGCGGCAGAGCCCAAGGGUGGCCCGGGCGGCAGGGGCUGCCGGCGCUCGGAUGACCUGCCCUGGGACAGCCUCGUCCUGCAGGAGUCUCCUUCCGCGGGCAGCGCGGAGCCCGGCUUCGGGGCUGGCCUCCCGUUGCCGCCAGGAGGCGCGGGGCCGUCGGAACCUUCCCCUUCGGUGACCCUAGCGGACGUCUACCGGGAGCUCUACGCCUUCUUCGGUGACAGCUUGGCCACCCGCUUCGGCACGGGUCAGCCCGCGCCCACGACGCCCCGGCCGCCCGGGGACAAGAAGGAGCCGGCCGCGGCCCCAGACUCGGUGCGGAAGAUGCCGCAGCUGACGGCCAACGCCAUGGUCAGCCCGCAGGGCGACGAGAGCCCCCGACUGAGCAGCUUCUCUCCACAGGGCUCCUUCAGUGGCAGCUGUCCCCUGUAUGGUGUGGCCGCCCUGAAUCGCUCCUCCCUGGCCUUAUCCCGAGGCUCAGCCCCCUCCCUCUGCUACUUUGUGGCUGGGGCCUCUGGCCUCCUGGCCCUCUACUGUCUCCUGCUUCUGCUCUUCUGGGUCUACAGCAGCUGCAUCGAGGACUCCCAAAGAGGCCGGAUAGGGCUCCGCAUUGCACUGGCUAUCUCAGGUAUAGCCAUCUUCCUGGUCUUAGUGUCCGCCUGUGUCCUUCGAUUUGGCACCAGUUCUCUCUGCAACUCCAUCAUCUCUCAGAACACUACAAUUAGCUGCUCUGAAGCUCAGAAAAUUCCAUGGACACCCCCUGGAACCGCUUUGCAUUUUUACUCCAAUCUACACAAUGCUGAAAAUUCUUCUUGGGUCAAUCUGGUAUUGUGGUGUGUGGUCCUGGUGCUUCAGGUUGUGCAGUUGAAGUCUGAAGCCACCCCAUACCGGCUUCUGGAGAGGGGAGACCCUGAAUGGAGCUCUGAAACAGAUGUUCUAGUUGGGCCACGCCUUUCCCAUUCUUGAAGAGUAACCAGAGUGCUUCCUGCAGCCAGUGACUCCCUGCCCAAGUGCCUCUAACCCUCUUGCCCCCACUCAGCCUGUUUAUGCUGAGAGCCUGUUCUCCCUCCAAGAGGGAAACAAGACAGGCACCCUCCACCUCUCUUCUUACAGCUUUUUGUACCAAAAUAUUACAUUACUUUCUUCCUUCAUCUU